AUGCGGAUCAUAAAUGAGAGCACCAUACCGGAUCGGUCGCUGCCCGGGUUACCAACGAGCGCCUACGGCGCUGUGCCCCAACAGGGUGCCGGUGGACAGUAUGUGACUGUUGGGAGGAGAAGAAGAGGAGGACGGGUUCGGAAGAAGCAAGAAAGAAGGAAGGACAGAGAAGUAGAGAUAAGAGUUGGUUCUCUAAAUGUUGGCACCAUGACUGGUAAAGGGAGAAAAUUGGCUGCUGACAUGAUGGAGAAAAGAAAGAUAGAUGUCCUCUGUGUACAGGAAACUAAAUGGCGGGGAAGCAAAGGGAGGCUGGUUGGAGGAGGUUGCAAGUUGUUCUAUUAUGGCUUGGAUGGAAAGAGGAAUGGCACUGGAGUAAUAGUAAAGGAAAAAUAUAUCAACAGUGUACUGGAAGUGAAGAGGGUAUCUGAUAGAGUAAUGAGUUUGAAGAUGGAAAUUGAAGGAAUACAAAUAAAUGUGAUCAGUGCAUACGCCCCACAGGUGGGGUGUGAGUUGGACGAAAAGGAGUUCUGGAGUGAGGUGGAGGAAGUGAUACAGGACAUCCCCAGAGAGGAGAGGAUUGUUAUUGGACCACACUUUAAUGGACAUAUCGGAGAAGGAAAUAAUGGUGACGAGGAUGUGAUGGGCAAAUAUGGUGUGGGAGAGAGAAAUGCGGAGGGACAGAUGGUUGUUGACUGUGCGAAACGGAUGGAGAUAGCAUUAGUGAAAACCUAUUUUAAGAAGAGGGAGGAGCACAGAGUUACAUAUAUGAAUGGAGGAAGGAGCACACAGGUAGACUUUAUUCUGUGUAGGAGAUGCAACUUGAAAGAAUUUAGUGAUUGUAAGGUUGUGCCCGGGGAGAGUGUGGCAAGACAGCAUAGAGUGUUAAUUGGGAACCUGAGCCUGAAAGUGAAGGCAAGGAGGAAAGUGAGGACUGAACCAAAGAUCAAAUGGUGGAAACUAAAGGAGGAGGAGUACAAUACAGCAUUUAAGCAGGAGGAGAGAGCCAAGCUUUGGUAG
Molecule: messenger RNA, 1017 nt
Organism: Scylla paramamosain (green mud crab)
Lineage: Eukaryota; Metazoa; Arthropoda; Malacostraca; Decapoda; Portunidae
Product: craniofacial development protein 2-like
Exons: 1
Coding region: 1-1017 (338 amino acids)
Biological process (GO): chromatin remodeling
Cellular component (GO): nucleus
Source: RefSeq, a predicted model, not a curated record